AUGGGUGCUACAGACUCCAGCCAGCAGGCAAUUGAUCGCAAGCCCGCCGAGGCGCCUCCGCCUCCCUUCACCAAGUACCACAACGAUGUCGACGAGAUCCUGGAAAGCCUGGGAUACAAGCCCGAGCUGCAGCGUAAUCGCUCAACCGUCCAGGUCGCCUUCAUGGCUUUUGUCCUUGCCUCCAUCCCCUACGGACUCGCGACAACCAUUAGCAAUCCCAUCACUACCGGAGGUCCGGUUAAUAUCAUUUGGGGCUGGGUAGCCGUCUCGGCAAUGAUCAUUUGCGUUGCUGCAUCUCUCGGUGAAAUCACGAGCGUGUAUCCUAUCGCCGGAGGUACUUCGUCCCAACCCAACAUCUACAGCACUUCUGCUCUGACGCCCAGCCCCCGGUCUCCCAAGUUGAAUCCAAGUGUCUAUUAUCAAACCUUCAUGCUGGCCCCCGCUACAUGGCGGCGUGAGGCAAGUUGGGUCUGUGGCUGGCUGUUCGUUGUGGGCAACAUCAGCAUCACCCUGUCCGUGACAUUCGGCACUACAUUGUUCCUUGUGGCUUGUAUUAACGUUUUUGAAACGGAACCGGGCGUCGGCAUCCUCACUGGGGAACCAUACCAGGUGUAUCUUAUCUUCGUCGGUGUCACCCUCUUGAGCAAUGCUAUCUCGGCUCUGGGGAACAGGUGGCUCCCAUGGCUGGAUGCCGCCGCCAUUUUCUGGACCUUUGCUGGUGUCUUUGCCUUAAUUAUCGCCGUCCUCGUCGUCGCCAAGGAGGGUCGUCGGGACGCCGAAUGGGUCUUUACUCAUUUCGAGAAUAACUCUGGCUGGACCGAUGGGUGGGCUUUCUGCGUCGGACUCCUCCACGCUGCGUAUGCUACUUCAUCAACCGGCAUGAUCAUUUCGAUGUGUGAAGAGGUCCGACAACCCGACAUUCAGGUCCCUAAAGCAAUGCUAGUCACCGUUUUCAUCAAUACAUUCGCUGGCCUCCUCUUCCUUAUACCCGUCGUCUUUGUCCUCCCUGAUCUGGAAUUCCUCGCCGACCUUGCCUCGGCUCAACCGGUGCCUCCCACCAUUAAGAGUGCCAUGGGGUCUUCCGCUGGGGCCUUUGGGUUGCUGAUCCCCCUUAUCGUCCUGGGUAUCAUCUGCGGCAUUGGCUGUAUCACUGCUUCUUCUCGCUGCGUCUGGGCAUUUGCUCGUGAUGGUGCGAUGCCGGGAGCUAAGUGGUUGAUGAGAGUCAAUAAGCGACUAGACGUUCCUCUCAACGCCAUGAUGCUGAGUAUGGUCAUACAUUUACUGCUCGGCCUGAUCUACUUUGGGUCAUCGGCGGCAUUCAACGCCUUCUCGGGUGUCGGCGUGCUGACUCUUAAUGCUUCAUACGCAACGCCAGUUGCUAUCAAUCUUCUCACCAAGAGAAAGCAAAUCAAGGGGGCCAAAUUCCCGCUUGGUGCCUUCGGAUACUUCGCCAAUGCUGUGGCUGUCGGCUGGUCUGUGCUCGCAAUUCCGCUCUUCUGCAUGCCUCUGCGUCUGCCAGUCACAGUGACCAGUGUCAACUAUGCCCCUGUUGUCUUUGCUGCCGCAUGUGUUAUCUCCGGCGCCUGGUAUUGGGUAUGGGGCUAUAAGAACUACACAGGGCCGCCAACACGAGGCUAG
Molecule: messenger RNA, 1638 nt
Organism: Fusarium falciforme
Lineage: Eukaryota; Fungi; Ascomycota; Sordariomycetes; Hypocreales; Nectriaceae
Exons: 5
Coding region: 1-1638 (545 amino acids)
Biological process (GO): amino acid transport; transmembrane transport
Cellular component (GO): membrane
Molecular function (GO): transmembrane transporter activity
Source: RefSeq, a predicted model, not a curated record